GUAAUGCUAAAGCUCUUUACGUAAUGCGAAGCUCCAAUAAUCGUAGAUUACUUGACUGGUAACACUGGUAACUCGACUAUAGUUGCAUGAUUCAUCGUGUGCCUUUUUCCAAUGUCUUAUCAGUCGAGUAAGCCGGAACGUUUGUGUUGUGAUAAUACCUUAAUUCUGUUAAUUAUGGUUCUCAAAGGUGUACGAUUUCUCGUGUUUUCUACAUAAUUAAAGUACAUUACAGUUUAAAAGACCUGCAUUUCGUCCUGUUCUACACUUUCCAAUAAUUUGUGCGUCUGGUAAUCGACAGUGACGGUUACACCAAGAUGAACGAUUCGUCGAUGGAUUUGCAAUGUUUGGCUGCAAAAUGUGUGGGCAUUUGGCUGAUACACGAAUGGGCCGAUGGCGAAAUACCCGUAAUCGACGUUUGGAAAAACGACGCAAACAAAUACAACACUUGCUCGGAUCACGACUGGUUUUUGUGGCAGUUAAACGAAAUGGAAGUACCUCGAUUCACGAAUAUAAACCUACCGAAUAAGAUUAGAUUCUUAAUCGAAGACAACAUGGCGCCGAUCAUCGACCAAGUAUUGAUUUGGAUCCAGUAUCAUCAUGAAAGGAAUUUCUUCCACGAUCAACCAUCGUCUUCGUUGAGCGAGUACAUCGUGAAGCUAGUUUGGAACCAUCAUUUUCAAAUCGACUACACCGCUACCGCCGCAAAGAUCUUGACCAAUGAGAACCUAAGUCCAUUGGAAAGGUUCAGAUUCGCCAGUAUGUAUUGCAUCGUCGAAGAAAUGAAAAAGUUUCGCGACUUGAUGGCUGCAGAGUCGGUACCGGAAUGGGAUUUUUCAGAGGAUCCGUUCCUAGUGUAUUGGAGCAAGUAUUUGAAAAACGAGUUGGAUACGUGUUCGUUACCCGGAGUCACCGAUAAGUUUCCUUUAGACGAGUUGAUGUUUAUUAAAACGUUGGAAAAGUUUGAUUCGUGGCCAGCAGUCGUGUACUUUUUUGACAAAUUGGACUCUGCGAGCAAAUCCAGCAAAUUCGAAGAUAUCGUCGAAUGGUGUGGUGAAAGAUACCUGAAAGAUUUGUUGGCCAAAUUGACAGAUAAAAAAUGGAAGCUCGCGAGUCGGUCUGCAGUUUUGAAAUUAAUGGUCGAGAAAAUCGUCGAAUAUGGUACUUUGGACGACGUACGUUUGAUUUGGCAGCUGUUCGGGAGUGAAAUGGAUUCGAAGGAUUUCUGCGUUAUUCUCGAAACACUAGUACCUUUAUCCAUGAGAAACGAGAGCAAUUUCGAAAAAUGGACCCCAUUGUUGAUGGAAAUUUGGACCGGCGCUAGCGGCGAAUUGAAACAAUCGGCCAUCGAUAUGAAAUUAUGGCCGAGUAUCGGUGAAAAAUUCAUCUCGCGUAUUCCGCUCGUAUAUUCCAAGGAAUUUCACGCACUUCGCCAGAUCAGCGAUCCGAUGAAAUUCAUCAGACUGACGUUGAUAAGCAUGGAAUCGGACGCGAAGAAAAGAAAGGAAUUUUUCGCUCAGAAUUUCCACUGGUUGAUCAUUUGGGCACCGUUUACCGAGGUAGAAAAAUUGAUGCAAGAUUUUCUGGAACAAUUCGAUUACGAUGUUGUCGAGUUGAAAAAUGAAAUCGCCAAUUCUUCCGAUAUCGAUCGAUCGCUGCUCAGGUUCAUACUUUUUGUCGAUUUUGACCAAUUGGACGAAUUGGACGCCGCGUUAUCGUUUCUCCGUAAUUCCAGAAGGAUUUUGGAACUUCUCAACGAUGAUGACAUUAACUUUCGCGGGUGCUUCAUAACCCUUAUAUGGAAUUUAUUGGGGCCUAAGACGGAUCCGAAUGUGUUUUAUGGGCCUAUGUUUUUUUACUUGUAUUUCGCAAUUUGGAAAAUACUCUUCCGUUAUGCGAAGAUGGCCAUUUCGGAAGCUCGUAUCGCGCCAGAUUCGUUCGUGAAUGAUUUGAUCGAGCUGGGAUGGUUUCGAGAAAUUUGUUACUGGCGCACGGAACCGAUUGCGACCCGAAUGGGCAUUUUGCAGCAGAUGGAGCGCUACUUGUUCAAGCUGCUUGACUACUCCAACGAACCUGAUUUCGAAUUAUUGAAAAAAAAGUUCAAAGUUUACCUUUUUACGAGUUUAUUCGAUACCAAGUGCCCGGUAGAAAGAGUUUUUAAUCGAGUAAACGUGCAGAAUUUUUUGCUGUGGAUUUACAACGGCGACGAACAAUUAAUCGAUGACGAUUUCAAGCAGUCGGGCCAGUUUGCUGAUGGGUUUUUGGUUCAGUUGAAAUUUUGCGUUAACGAAGAGUGCUUCCAAGCUACCAGAUCGAUGGAAGAGUUUUUAGAGUGGUGCUUCGAAACGGAAGCAGAAAGAAGAGAGUUCAAAAUGGGCAUGAUUUAUAAAUUCCGCGAGUAUAAGCUCAUCGAAGAUUUGUUGACGCGUAGAAAGUAUCGUAGGGCUAUAUUGUUUUGGUUUUUCGACGGCGAUGUCAGUGCAAUUGAGAAGUUCGCAGUGGAAUAUUCGCGUAAUCCGAUCCAUACUGUGAAUGCUGCUGAAGCUGAUUCGGAUCCUGAAGCUGAUGACAGUCAAGAAUGAAGUUGCAAGCGGAUGAUUGGCGAGAUCAAACAACAUUUUUGAUGUGAUUCGCGAUCAAUGAAGGAUUUAGAUUUUCAAAUAUCAAUUUUCGUGAAUUUGUAUCGAGUAUGUUAUCAACUUUAUUUUUUGUUUUAAAAUGUUACUUAAUUUUUUUCUCAAGUUUAUUCUUAUCGUAUUGAUGAAAACUAUUUUGAAUAGAUCGUAUUCGUCUUUUUUUUUUUUCGAUUUAAAUGCCUAUGUAGUUACCUGUGUAUGAUCUAGGUCGACCCUUCUAGAGGUGCAAAUUUAAAUGUAUUUUUGUCCAAAUUUGUACAAGUUCCUCGUCAACCAAAUUAUAUAUUUCUUUGUUUUUUUUAAAAAAUAUUUUAUUGUUUUAAGUUAAAAUACAAGUUUUUCUUUUUUA
Messenger RNA from Planococcus citri (citrus mealybug), 2982 nucleotides. RefSeq lists its product as uncharacterized. The record is from RefSeq and is a predicted model, not a curated record. The coding region runs from base 315 to 2579 and encodes 754 amino acids. The transcript is spliced from 2 exons. NCBI's taxonomy places the organism in Eukaryota, Metazoa, Arthropoda, Insecta, Hemiptera, Pseudococcidae.